UAAUUUCUCUGGUUUCCAAUUUAGAACGGGAUGUAAACGGAGUCACUAUAAACGGGUUGAAAGUGAAAUAGUAAGCACGUUUGGCCAGACCGCCGCAAUCAAAACACGGAUGAAAACAAAGACAAAGUUUUUGCCCCUUUCGGCACACAGCUCUGACACGUGCGCGACGGUGGUGGUGUGAGUGCGCUGAGCAUCUAGGUGUGUGCGUGCGUUUGUUGCCUUUCGGUAUCAGCAGACAAUUGAAAAAGAAACCAAAACGAGAACAGUGCAACUUGACGAUCGGAGAACUUUAAUCACUGAAUCGCAGUCUCAUUUUGCGGCGGUGCAGAAUCUGCGAGUUUCUGCUCUCGGUUGUAUCGCGUAAUUGCGUAGCGCGGGUUGCAAGAGCGCGGAAAGCAAACAAGGAACGUCACCAUGAAGAAAAAGGUGCUGCUGAUGGGCAAGAGUGGCUCGGGGAAGACCAGCAUGCGGUCGAUCAUCUUUGCCAAUUACAUCGCCAGAGACACGCGGAGGCUGGGAGCCACAAUCGAUGUCGAACAUUCGCAUGUCCGCUUCCUCGGCAAUCUCGUCCUGAAUCUGUGGGACUGUGGUGGCCAGGAGUCGUUCAUGGAGCAGUACUUUGCCUCACAGAAAGACAACAUCUUCCGCAACGUGGAAGUGUUGAUCUAUGUGUUCGACGUGGAGAGCCGCGAGCUGGAAAAGGAUAUGCACUACUAUCAAUCCUGCCUGGAGGCGUUGCUGGCCAACUCGGCGAAUGCGAAGGUCUUUUGCCUCGUGCACAAGAUGGACCUGGUGGCGGAGGAGCAGCGGGACGUCAUCUUUAAGGAGCGCGAGCACGAUCUGACGCGUUGCUCGUUGCCGCUGGAAUGUACUGUCUUCCGGACCAGUAUCUGGGACGAGACACUGUACCGGGCAUGGAGCAACAUCGUUUACCAGCUGAUACCCAAUGUGAAGGCUUUGGAGCACUCGCUGAAUUACUUUGCCAAUGUGGUCGACGCGGACGAGGUGCUGCUGUUCGAACGGGCAACGUUCCUGGUGAUCUCCCACUGCCAGCGGACCCAGCACUGCGAUAGCCACCGGUUCGAGAAGGUGUCGAACAUAAUCAAGCAGUUCAAACUGUCUUGCUCGAAGCUGGGUGCAAAGUUUUCGUCGAUGGAGGUAAGAAAUAGUGUUUUCGCGGCGUUCAUUGACACUUUUACGAGUAACACGUACGUGAUGGUGGUGAUGUCUGAUCCGUCGAUACCGUCCGAGGCGACGCUGAUCAAUAUCCGGAACGCGCGCAAGUACUUCGAGGAGCUGGAGAACCCAAACAGCAACCUGAACACGAGUGGCAGCCAUUCGAGCAACCACCAUUUGCAUCACUCCGUUGGUGGGCAUGCUGGUCACGGCAUGGUGAACGGGGGUGCCCAUCCAAAUCAUUACGCGGGCAGCGGAGGUGGAUACCAUCAGUACGCGAUCGCUGGUCACGCGCAGCAACAGCAACACCCGUCGCAGCAAGCGCAGCAUCACCUGGCGCAGUACCAGGCCUAUCAUCAAAACAGCAAUGCCACAUCGAACGCCUAUCACUGAUACCUGUACCGGAAGGAAGUAUUACUACUUCCGGUGAAACCUCUAACCUGAGUGGACGUGAUCUUCCAGACGAAAGAAAAAGAGAGACAAAGAGGGAGCGAGAGAAAAAGAGAACCAACUUUGUACUGUGCGUUGCAUUACGCUUCCUUCCUUCACUAAUGGGACUCCGGUACCGGUCGCGGCGGCCGUUGGACGACCGCGAAGAUCGAAUCCUAUUGACCGAUCGGUGGGAGGAAAUGGAAGAGCACAACCGAACAGAUCAUCCUUAACUAAGUCACCGGUUGCUUUGGGAAUCGUUAGAAAAGCGAGGGGCCUUCCUAUUGCGCCGAUAGUCCCCACUGUUGUUACUCGUUUGUUGUUAGUUUUGUUCACGCCUUCUCGAUCCAAAAGCGAGCCACGUUGCCGUCGUCGUCGGUGAUUGUUGUUGAUCGUGUGUUAUGAGUUUCAGAAAUUGAUUUCUAGCGAUUAGAUUCUCUGUUUAUCCCUUUUUUAUAUGAAUAAGCUUUAUUGUCAAAGAAUCGUUUUUAUAAUGCGCUGCCGCAGCCCAAUCCGCCAUAUGUUUGUUCCGCUUUUUCCCGAGCGCACAGCGAGUGGCCAGAACCCUUCUUCACAUCUCCUCGUAGUUCCGGGGCGUAUCGGGGCAAGACUAAGUCGGACCAACCGAACAAUGCUAUACCUCCUCAUACUAUCGUGCAAUCCUAUCGGGUGUUUAACGGGAAGGGGCAACAAGCUGUGACUUGUGGCGGGGGGACUUAAGACACAAUUGAAAAGGAUCAAAAAUGUAAACUGAUUAGGGAAACAAUGAAAUGCAGACAUCAAACUUUAUAUGUUAUAGAAGAUACACAAUGAAAGGGUCAGCGCGGGAAACGGAUGAACUGAAGGGAAAGCCAAACUACAGACAAAUACAAAAUAUAUG
Molecule: messenger RNA, 2485 nt
Organism: Anopheles bellator
Lineage: Eukaryota; Metazoa; Arthropoda; Insecta; Diptera; Culicidae
Gene: RagA-B
Product: ras-related GTP-binding protein A
Exons: 3
Coding region: 415-1569 (384 amino acids)
Biological process (GO): cellular response to amino acid stimulus; regulation of autophagy; cellular response to starvation
Cellular component (GO): lysosome; nucleus; Gtr1-Gtr2 GTPase complex
Molecular function (GO): GTP binding; GTPase activity
Source: RefSeq, a predicted model, not a curated record